This is a messenger RNA of Brassica rapa (field mustard), 2485 nucleotides long. Its product is annotated as sugar transporter ERD6-like 6. NCBI's taxonomy places the organism in Eukaryota, Viridiplantae, Streptophyta, Magnoliopsida, Brassicales, Brassicaceae. The record is from RefSeq and is a predicted model, not a curated record. Gene Ontology annotation, biological process: transmembrane transport; carbohydrate transport. Gene Ontology annotation, cellular component: membrane; plant-type vacuole. Gene Ontology annotation, molecular function: sugar transmembrane transporter activity.
AACUUCCAGUUUUGAUUAAUAAGUGUAAAUAUAUUUCCUAACAGUUUAUUGUAUUUUGUAGUAAUUAUAUAUCAUUCCCCAAACUAAAAACAGGUUGUUAACACUUAACAGUGGUGAAUUACUGACCAAAAAUGAUAAAUAUCCAAAACCAAAUACUAGCUGGUCAUUAAAAAAUGGAUAUAAAUUAUCCAAAACACCAUAAGAUAAUCCAUAUUUAUUGGCAACAUAUUCUGUUCAAAAACUGCAUUAUCUUUUUAGCAGAUUCUGAUUACUAUAGUAUGUUUUUAGUUUUAGCAAAAGAUCUACAUAGUAAAUUAUUCAUCAUCCAAAAACAUUGUGUAAUUAUCUUUACCAGAUGACACAUUAUUCAUACAAAUAUUAUCUUUUAUUUUGUCUAAAUAUUUGUUAGUUUUAGCAAAAAAAUAUAAAAAUAAUUUGUCCACUAUCUAAAAAGAACCUUUAAUUUUGUCCAAAUUUGGUUUAUGCGACGACGCAACCUGUUGUGAUCUUCAAAAAAAAAAAAAGAACUAUCAGAACAAGUCUCCUCUUGUCUCACCAGCAGUUAAUCACUACAUUACACCCAAAUUAUCUUCCUUUUUUCGAUUUUUUCCAUAACAAGACGGCGUCUCUUAAAAUCCCUUCUUAUCCAAAGCACAGCUUCGUCAUCAAAAACCCAGUUUCUAGAUCCUCUAAACCGAGCAUAAAAGUCCAAAAGGAGGUUUCUUUUCUUGCCUUGAGGCUAAAGCUUGAAGCUUUUGAUAAAACAUAAGAAAGAUGAGUGAUACAGAGGAGGCCAGGAAUAAUGAUCUGCGACGACCUUUCAUACACACGGGAAGCUGGUACCGGAUGGGCUCAAGACAAUCGAGCAUGAUGGGUUCGUCUCAAGUCAUCAGAGACAGCUCUAUCUCUGUUCUUGCUUGUGUUCUGAUCGUUGCUCUUGGCCCUAUUCAAUUCGGUUUCACUUGUGGUUAUUCUUCUCCGACACAAGCUGCAAUCACUAAAGAUCUCGGUUUAACUGUAUCUGAGUACUCUGUGUUUGGUUCUCUAUCCAAUGUGGGAGCUAUGGUUGGUGCAAUUGCUAGUGGUCAGAUUGCAGAAUACAUUGGAAGAAAAGGGUCUCUGAUGAUUGCUGCUAUUCCCAAUAUCAUUGGCUGGCUUUGCAUAUCAUUUGCUAAAGAUACUUCUUUUCUUUACAUGGGAAGACUUUUAGAAGGCUUUGGCGUUGGGAUCAUCUCUUACACAGUGCCUGUGUAUAUCGCUGAGAUAGCUCCACAGAAUCUGAGGGGAGGACUGGGUUCAGUUAACCAGCUUUCUGUGACAAUUGGAAUAAUGUUGGCUUAUUUACUUGGCCUCUUUGUUCCAUGGAGGAUUCUUGCAGUUUUGGGGACAUUGCCAUGCAUAGUAUUGAUACCGGGUCUCUUUUUCAUUCCUGAAUCCCCUCGUUGGCUGGCGAAAAUGGGUAUGACUGAUGAUUUUGAAACUUCAUUACAAGUUCUCAGAGGGUUUGAGACUGAUAUUACCGUUGAGGUUAAUGAGAUCAAGAGAUCUGUGGCAUCAUCUACUAAGAGAUCAUCUACAGUUCGGUUUGUAGAUCUCAAGAGGAGGAGAUACUAUUUCCCACUUAUGGUUGGUAUAGGGUUGCUUGUACUUCAACAACUCGGUGGGAUUAACGGCGUUUUAUUCUAUUCCAGUACUAUCUUUGAAUCUGCAGGAGUUACAUCGAGUAAUGCAGCAACAUUUGGGGUCGGUGCUAUUCAAGUAGUGGCGACUGCAAUAUCAACAUGGUUGGUGGACAAAGCAGGUCGUCGCCUUCUGCUUACCAUCUCUUCGGUUGGGAUGACGAUCAGUUUAGUAAUUGUUGCAGCUGCUUUCUACCUUAAGGGAUUUGUGUCUCAUGAUUCAGACAUGUACAGUAUGCUGAGCAUCUUAUCUGUAGUUGGAGUUGUGGCAAUGGUUGUUUCUUUCUCAUUAGGAAUGGGACCAAUUCCGUGGCUCAUUAUGUCUGAGAUCCUUCCUGUAAACAUAAAGGGCUUAGCUGGAAGUAUAGCGACUUUAGCAAAUUGGUUCUUCUCUUGGUUGAUCACCAUGACUGCAAACUUGCUCUUGGCCUGGAGCAGUGGAGGAACUUUCACUCUAUACGCGGUGGUGUGUGCAUUCACAGUGGUGUUUGUAACUUUAUGGGUUCCUGAGACCAAAGGGAAAACACUUGAGGAACUUCAAGCCUUGUUCAGAUGAUCAUUAUAUGUUUCCCUUUCACCACAUCGCUGUUUUGGCCAAGAACAAGAAGAAACAAAGAAAUGUCAGAGAUUUUUCCAGCUGUUGUUUAAUUGGGCUGUGAGAAGUUACGAAGAUUUGUUUGUUUGUUUGUUGUGUGUCAAUAAUCUUCUGUUAUAUGUAUAUGAACACAAGUAGUUUUUUUUUGUUGUAAUUUGAUCAAACUCUUCUAAUAGAGUAAAGAUUAUGCUAAUACAGAGAUGAAUCUGAA